Messenger RNA from Pseudovirgaria hyperparasitica, 1920 nucleotides. RefSeq names its product L-lactate dehydrogenase. The transcript is spliced from 2 exons. The coding region runs from base 305 to 1819 and encodes 504 amino acids. Gene Ontology annotation, molecular function: heme binding; L-lactate dehydrogenase (cytochrome) activity. NCBI's taxonomy places the organism in Eukaryota, Fungi, Ascomycota, Dothideomycetes, Acrospermales, Acrospermaceae. Gene Ontology annotation, biological process: lactate metabolic process. The record is from RefSeq and is a predicted model, not a curated record.
CUUCGUUCGACCCUUCUCCGCGCGACCGGAAACCAAUUAGCAUUAGCACGACUGCUGGCCGAGGCCAUCGUCAUGAAUCAGUGCAGUAUAUCCUUCGGUUCAAAGCGCAGCGAUGCGCAUUCGUAUACACGAUCCUGUAAUCUUAUAGACCUCCUCCGCUCUAUAAUUCACUCGAGGUAUCAUACAUAUAUAUCUCUCCCCCCAACAGCCGUAGCUAUCUUAUCGAGUGCCUUAAUCGCCAUUGGCCGCCGCACACAAUUCGGGUCAUAGCUCCUCCCAGCCCACCUGCAGCAUUUUCGCCACAAUGAAUCGCGACAAGCAGAAGCAGUCAAAGCCAAAUCAGCUCACCGGGAAAGAUAUCGCAAAGCACAACUCUAGAGACUCGUGCUGGGUCAUUAUUCACGGCAAAGCGUACGAUGUAACGGAAUUCCUGCCAGAGCACCCAGGUGGUCCCAAGAUCAUUCUGAAGUAUGCUGGAAAAGAUGCGACUGAGGAGUACGAGCCCAUCCACCCGCCUGACACGCUCGACAAGUACCUACCAAAGGAGAAACAUCUGGGAGAAGUGAACAUGGACACUGUCGAGAAAGAAGAGAAAGAGGUGGAUCCAGACGAGGAAGCGAGGCUGGAGAGGGUCAAGACGAUGCCAAUUCUGGAGCAGUGCUUCAAUCUUAUGGACUUUGAGGCUGUUGCAAGGCGUGUCAUGAAGAAGACCGCCUGGGCAUACUAUUCCAGUGGCGCUGACGACGAGAUCACAAUGCGUGAGAACCACUCGGCAUACCACAAAAUAUGGUUCCGCCCGCGCGUCCUCCAGAAUGUAAAGAACAUCGACUUCUCUACCACGAUGCUCGGUACGAAAGUCGACAUUCCCUUCUACGUAACCGCUACUGCUCUCGGAAAGCUAGGUCAUCCCGAGGGCGAGGUCGUGCUCACACGCGGGGCGAAGAAGCAUAAUGUCAUCCAAAUGAUCCCGACCCUCGCAUCAUGCUCCUUCGAUGAGAUCGUCGACGCUCGUGAAGGCGACCAAGUGCAAUGGCUGCAGCUCUACGUCAACGCGGACCGCAAGAUCACUGAGAAGAUCGUCAAGCACGCCGAGGCACGUGGCUGCAAAGGUCUCUUCAUCACUGUCGAUGCACCUCAACUUGGUCGCCGCGAGAAAGAUAUGCGGAGUAAAUUCUCGGAUGUUGGGUCCAAUGUGCAGUCCAGCGGUGGCAGCGACGUAGAUCGAAGUCAGGGUGCUGCGCGUGCCAUCUCGAGCUUCAUCGAUCCUGCACUCUGUUGGGACGAUAUCCCAUGGUUCAUGAGCAUCACCAAGAUGCCAAUCAUCCUCAAGGGCGUGCAGCGUGUGGAAGACGUCAUUCGUGCGAUCGAAGUCGGCGUCCAGGGCGUCGUACUUUCGAACCACGGCGGUCGCCAGCUCGAUUUCGCACGCUCCGGCAUCGAAGUUCUUGCCGAGGUGAUGCCCGUUUUGCGCGAGCGCGGCUGGGCCGAUCGAAUCGAGAUAUUUGUCGACGGUGGUGUACGGCGCGCGACGGACAUUAUCAAGGCUUUGUGUCUUGGUGCCAAGGGCGUUGGUAUUGGGCGGCCGUUUCUAUAUGCGAUGAGUGCGUACGGACUGCCUGGUGUUGACCGUGCGAUGCAGCUGCUCAAGGAUGAGAUGGAGAUGAAUAUGCGGCUGAUUGGGUGCUCCAGUGUGGAAGAGCUGAACCCGACGCUUGUCGAUACUAGAGGACUGAGUAUGCACACGACAAGUGUGCCAUCAGAUACGCUUGGUCUCAAUGUUUAUGAUCCGCUUGUUGGGCCGAGGGAGUCGAAGUUGUAGAUGACUAUGAUGUUUUAAACGUUUCAGGAUUGUAGAUAGCUAUUUGUACUAUAUACGCAUACGAUUUAGAGACCCCGUAUCUAGAUAUUCAUGUAGCGUGA